UUCAAUCUCGUCAGCAUUUAAUUGCCUUUUUUCAAAUCAGUUGAAACAGUUUUCAAUACGCUAAAAUGUGUGGAAUAAGUGAUUUGUGAUACAAUUUCUCCACCCAUAACUAAAACAAUCAUCAAAGUGUAGUGCAAGGUCGGCUUUGAUCUAUAUAUAAACGAGGGUGUAGCUUUUUGAAUUAUAUUGUCCUUUGGUUCAAUUCAGCAAGAUCACAAUGAACGCAUUGAUUGUUGCCUUCUUCGCCACUUUGGCCCUCACCUCUGCCGCCCCCUCUGGAUUGGGUAUAGGUUUAGGAUGGGGAGCAGCAGGUCUAGCAGCCCCAGGAGCAGUUUUAGCCGCCCCUUCUGCCACCGCUGUCAUUUCCGGACCUAUUGCUAGAGGCGCUGUUCUUGGUGUUCCCGCUGCUGGAGCAAUAAUUGGUGCACCUGCUGCCGGUAUUAUUGCUGCACCAGCUGCCAUUGCCGCCCCAGCUGCACUUGCUGUCCCUGGUGCUGUUGCCAUCACUCCUGGAGGUGGUGCCGUUGGCGUGAGUGCUGCAGGUGCUGUAGUGAGUGGUCCCAGGACUGCUCCAGUAGUCAUCGCUGGACCCUCUGGAACUGUAUCCGCCAAUGGACUUUGGGGUCCAACUCUCGCCGGAGUUGCCGUACCAGCUGGACACGGAUGGUAGACCAAUCGAUUCUAGAACUGGUUAACUGAUAAUUCCGAUCGAUCUCUUACGUCGAUGGCUAUACUAAAAAACAAGACUUAUUAUCUCUAAAUAACCUACUCGGCGAACGAGUUUUGUUAUGUACUCAUCUGUUGUGACGAAAGCAAUAAAGAAUUAUGUUUUUUAAACAUUUA
Molecule: messenger RNA, 843 nt
Organism: Leptinotarsa decemlineata (Colorado potato beetle)
Lineage: Eukaryota; Metazoa; Arthropoda; Insecta; Coleoptera; Chrysomelidae
Source: RefSeq, a predicted model, not a curated record